Cydia pomonella (codling moth) is the source of this 4253-nucleotide messenger RNA. RefSeq lists its product as uncharacterized. Bases 1640 to 3748 code for a protein of 702 amino acids. Lineage: Eukaryota; Metazoa; Arthropoda; Insecta; Lepidoptera; Tortricidae. The transcript is spliced from 17 exons. The record is from RefSeq and is a predicted model, not a curated record.
UUAUUUUAUGUCAUGGAAAUAAUGUGUAGUAGUAAGAUUGUGGAUAUACUUUAAAUAUAUUAAAUCAAAUUAAUUCGUACAUAACAGUUAAAGCUGUUAUAAUUUAGUAAUACCUUCUUAUAAUGUAAUUCGAAUGCGCGCAAUCAUUAACUUAGGUAUCGUUUAGAGUUCGUUUAUCGUUUGGUUUUGUCAUUUAUAUAAGUAUCAGAGCAUAUUAAUAGAUGGCGUAGUUGUCAUUCUCCCACCCACGAGAUAAUUCGAUGACGAGUUUUCCUGGUAGCUUUCUCGUUGGUGGUGGAGCAGGCGGCUGCAUGGGAUAAGGGUGGUAUUCCACUCUCUUAUUAAAUAAAAUGUGAGAUACAAAUACCCAUGGGACCAAGAAAUUGGACAGGUGGAAUAACACCCUAAUUCAGCCUUUUAAAAUUAAGGAGAAUAGGGAGUAAUUAGAGCGUUGUUAGUAGGUUUGUUUUUAUCUGGGUGGUUUAUAGCGCAUCGUCUGCAGAUAAAUGUAGUCUGCGCUUACAAAAAGUUGAAAUUAAUCUGGAGGUCGCUGUUACCAAUAUGUACUGGUUUGUCUUAGGCAAAGUUUCAGCAAGUGGUGGGAAUAUAUAGCCAGAUACAUCAAGGGAUUAAGUUAACGGAUUUACUGGGACCAUUAGAGAGCUGCAGAGCAUGGACGACAUAUCAUACUGAACUCGCAGCCAUUCGAGCCUCCUGCAUGGUUACUUUGUGAUGAUAGUGCCUCUGUGGUGCUUGUAACAACGCUAUGAUAAUUACUUAUUCUGUGACAACCCUGCAAUAUCGGGAACUCGCUCAAAAGUUAUAUGGCAAAUACGAGUACCGCAGUAAUUGUACCUACUUAUUGUAAACAACCAAGCUAUAUUAGUUUGAAAUCAUGUAUUUAAUAAGUCUAAUUGAAUACAGACAUGCAAUGAUAAUGUCAUAGAGGUAAUGCUAAAAAUCUCUGUAAUUCUAGUUAUAUUUUAAGGAACCGAUCCAGAUCAUCCAGAGACACGCUUUGCAUACCUAACCUAACUCGAUUUUAUAAAACAGGGAACCUCUGAUGUUGUUAAGCUCUUUAUAAUUUUAAAUAAGGCAUUGACCAAUAGCGGUGCCUUAAGGUUCACGAGCAUUAAAUACAUAGUGUUAGCGAAUUGCAGUAUUCAGCUUCGGGCGCUUUAUUGAAAAUCUAUCUGUUCCGGUGAGAAGGGGUUUGAGUACGAAUGCAUUUAGCAUCUUAUUACUCCUUGCAUUAGAAUUGAAAAUGGAUUGUUCGGUGCGGCGGUGUGAGCCCGUUAUCCGGCGUCAGGUUACGGUCACGUCUAUAUAAGACCGCGUCGUCUUCUUCAGUAUUUCAUUCCGUUUGAGACGCCUGGCCGGCCGCGUGCCCUGUCCGCCGCGUCCGUAUUCCGCUCCGCGCCCGUGACUCCGAGCACCUUUUGUUCACUCCCCAUUACUUCCAUUAGUUGGUUCACUUGCUCGUCCACGGUCCAGUGCUCGCGCGUUUCUGUACUCAGAUCAGUUCGUGUGAACUUGAACAUUUGUCGUGAUAUAAUUGAAGAAAGUGCGGUUGCCGUCAGCUUCAGGAAAUAAAAACCAGAGAGCGAGCCAUCUUCUACACAGGCGUUGACUCGGCAGCAUGAAGGGCGGAGCGCUGCGGUUGCCGCAGCUGGUGCUGUUGGCCCUGCAGGUUUCCUUCGUGCUUAGCCGAAUCGCGUUCGAGAAACUUACGGACGUGGACUUCACGGGCACGGCGUACUACACGGUGCGCAACCUGUCCCUGUACGAGUGCCAGGGCUGGUGCCGCGAGGAGCCCGACUGUCUCGCUGCUUCCUUCAGCUUCGUCCUAAACCCCCUGACGCCUGUUCAAGAGACUCGUUGCUUGCUGCAGAAUGACACUCAAGCAAAUAACCCAAUGGCCACUCCGCAGCGUUCGGUGAACACGUACUACAUGGUGAAGCUGCAAGUCCGAACAGAGAGCGUGUGCCUGCGGCCCUGGGCCUUCGAACGAGUGCCGGGCAAGUCGCUGCGGGGUCUCGACAACACUAUCAUCUACACCUCCACCAAGGAGGCAUGCCUCGCGGCUUGUCUCAACGAGAAACGGUUCCCGUGCCGAUCGGCGGAGUACGAGUACGGAAGCAUGCGGUGUGCUCUGAGUGACUCGGACCGUCGCACAGCACAGCACUUCGUUCAGUUAGUAGACACUCCUGGAACGGAUUAUUUUGAGAACCUGUGCCUGAAGGCGUCGCAGGCGUGCAAGGGACAGCGGGUGUUCACCGCGCCGCGCGUGGGCGUGGCCGAGGACAAGGUGGCGCAGUAUGCCGGCCUGCACUAUUACACUGACAAGGAAUUGCAGGUGACGUCGGAAGCCGCGUGCCGGCUGGCAUGCGACAUCGAGUCGGAGUUUCUGUGCCGCUCCUUCCUGUACCUCGGCGCACCGCACUCGGCCGCGUACAACUGCCGCCUGUACCACCUGGACCACCACACGCUGCCCGACGGCCCCUCAGCUUACCUAAACGCCGAGAGACCACUCAUUGACGACGGCGAGCCCAUCGGGAAAUACUUCGAAAACUUCUGUGAAAAACCACCCAGCAACACUAAUGGAGAGCUGCCGGUAACAAUCGACCACCAGCAGGACACUAACCCCUCCAGCAACUUGACACGAAACGACGCCAACUGUGAUAAGACUGGCACUUGUUACGAUGUGUCGGUACUGUGCAAGGACACGCGAAUCGCGGUGCAGGUCAGAACGAACAAACCGUUCAACGGGCGCAUCUACGCGCUGGGCCGUUCGGAGACGUGCAACAUCGACGUGGUCAACAGCGACCUGUUCCGCCUCGACCUCACGAUGGCCGGCCAGGACUGCAACACGCAGAGCGUCACCGGAGUGUACUCCAACACUGUCGUUCUUCAGCAUCACAGUGUCGUAAUGACCAAGGCGGAUAAGAUCUACAAAGUCAAAUGCACGUACGACAUGAGCUCCAAGAAUAUUACGUUUGGAAUGGUGCCCAUCAGGGAUCCGGAGAUGAUUUCCAUCACUGCGGCGCCCGAGGCCCCACCCCCGCGCAUCCGCAUCCUCGACGCGCGCCAGCGCGAGGUCGAGACCGUCCGUAUUGGGGACCGCCUCACCUUCCGCAUCGAAAUUCCCGAAGACACUCCGUAUGGCAUCUUCGCCCGCAGCUGUGUGGCGAUGGCCAAGGACUCGAAGAGCACUUUCCAGAUUAUUGACGAUGAAGGAUGCCCCGUUGACCCUGGCAUCUUCCCGGCUUUCACUCCCGAUGGCAACGCUCUUCAGUCCGUGUACGAAGCUUUCCGGUUCACCGAGUCUUAUGGAGUCAUCUUCCAGUGCAAUGUUAAAUACUGUCUUGGACCUUGCGAACCAGCGGUGUGCGAAUGGGGCAGAGAAUCUUUGGAAUCAUGGGGCAGAAAGAAACGUUCGUUGCCUCACAAUGAAACCGGGGAGGCCCGCAGCCAGGAAGAAGAUAUGAACAUUUCCCAGGAAAUCCUUGUACUUGAUUUCGGAGAUGAAAGACAGAGCACAGAUUUUCUGCGUUCCGACAAGCCCGGUGGCACUGCGUCGGAGACCAGUUUUGGUGAAAAAACCGUGACGAUAGUGGAGCCGUGCCCGAGCAAGGGCUCGGUGCUGCUGCUGGGCGUGGCGUGCGCGCUGCUCGUGCUGCUGUACAUCGCCACCGUCUUCUGCUACUACAUGCGCAAGUGGCUCGCGCCGCCCAAGCACCUCUCGUAGGCUCGCGCAACAGCCUCCAUAUGCGACUCGACAUCCGUUUGCUUCAUCGAGGCACAUGUGAUACAAAUGACUGACAAAAUCGACAUAAAUUAUAAAGACUAAAUAAUUGUAAUCAGGUCGUAACUCCGUCCACCUCGAUGCGCACCGUUGUACGCAGUAUUUUGUACUUAACCACCGCGCCUUUUGCAUUUACCUUAGCGGUAACUUAUUGCAUUUAUAAGCAUUUAUUAAAUAAUAAGUAGUUUAACGAGUAGUUAUACAAUGAAGUACCUAUUAUGGGUGGUUACACCGACAAAUUAUAGAGGCAGUAAUUUCAUGCUACACUUAGAUUAAGGUAUGCCUAUACAUAUAAUUAGUGAUUUUAGCAAUGCAUUUAUUAAUUUAAGUAUUUAAUACUUUUUUAACGAUUGACCAGUGUUUGUACAAUUUUGAAUAUUAAGGCGGAAACAAAGUUUUAAAUUAUAGAUUUUUGGAAUAAUCCCUGAGAAUAAUAGAAAUAAAUAAG